UCACUCUGUUUCUCAUGACAAUUUUGUGCAUGACAAUUUUGUUCAACUGAAAUUGCCUUUUUUUGUAACGAAAACAGGCUGUCAGUCAGAAGUGUUCCGGCUCCGUUAAUUGUAAACCAGCAAAUCGUAGCAGCAGCAACAAAAUGUCGGCAGCAGCAGGCUUGAUUCCGCCUCCAGUUUCAUGGGCCCAGCGCAACGACCUGGUCUACGUCAUCAUUGAUGUGGAGUGCAAGGACAUCGAACACAAAGUUACGGACAAGACCUUCACCUUCAAGGGCGUCAACGUGCUGGAUGCGUCGAAGAAGUACGAGGUCACACUGAACUUCCUACACGAGGUGGAUCCCGAGAAGGUGACCAGCAAGAACAUCGGCCGCUGCCUGGAAUUCACAAUACCCAAGAAGACGGCCGGUCCCUACUGGGCCUCGCUGACCUCGGACAAGACCAAGUUGCAUUUCCUCAAGGCCAACUUUGCCAAGUGGCGCGAUGAGUCCGAUGACGAGGAGGGUGACCAAAAAGACAACGGCAUGUUUGGCAAUUUCCUGAACAGCCCUGGUGGCGACUGGAACAACAAGUUCGACGACUUCAACGUCGACGAUGAGGAGGAGGAUUCGGACGACAACAUCCCCAGUCUGUCCCAGAACGACGAGGACGAUGAGGAGGGCGGCGAGGGGGACAAGGAGAAGAAGCCAGCUGCCUAGACGGCCGCUCGGAUGGUGUCUAGCAUUUUGGCGUAGUCGUAGCGUUAGCCGUGGCGCUUAUACCAUAAGUCAACACACGAUCACAACACUCACUCCUCACACACCCAAGGAAACAAAAAGAAAAGAAAAGAACACUCAAUCACUCAUAAGAACAUCCACAAAACGCAUGCGUACAUAACACACUAUUCCAAUCAAAGAAAACCACAUUUAAUUUAGCUGAAUAUUAUGCGUAUUCAGAGGAGAGAUGUUAACAAGAAGCAACACAAGGAACAAGAUGAUUUGGCGCCGACAAGGGAAACCAUAAGUUUUACGCUAGAAUUUAACAACCAGAGGAAAGCUACAACCAAUUUAUUGCAAAAUCAGUUUGCAGUUUAUUAUUUUUGUUUCCUGUAAAUAAAGGAAAUUACAAUAAAAAAAUGGAAAACUUAA
This is a messenger RNA of Drosophila takahashii, 1127 nucleotides long. RefSeq names its product p23 (gene p23). NCBI's taxonomy places the organism in Eukaryota, Metazoa, Arthropoda, Insecta, Diptera, Drosophilidae. Gene Ontology annotation, molecular function: protein-folding chaperone binding; Hsp90 protein binding. Gene Ontology annotation, cellular component: nucleus; cytosol. The record is from RefSeq and is a predicted model, not a curated record. Gene Ontology annotation, biological process: chaperone-mediated protein complex assembly; protein folding.